This is a messenger RNA of Mauremys mutica (yellowpond turtle), 861 nucleotides long. RefSeq names its product centromere protein F-like. Gene Ontology annotation, biological process: regulation of G2/M transition of mitotic cell cycle; mitotic cell cycle; metaphase chromosome alignment. Gene Ontology annotation, cellular component: nucleus; spindle pole; chromosome, centromeric region. The transcript has 2 exons. Lineage: Eukaryota; Metazoa; Chordata; Testudines; Geoemydidae. The record is from RefSeq and is a predicted model, not a curated record. Gene Ontology annotation, molecular function: dynein complex binding; microtubule binding. Bases 477 to 860 code for a protein of 127 amino acids.
UGCUACCAAGAGCAACUUCAUAUAUUUGACUCAUCCACACUGAGAGAUGGGUGGUCUGAGAACAGGAGCUAGAACUGGAAAGUUCUCCUGUGUUCUGAUACUGACUCCCCUCUGUGGCUUUGGGCAAGUCACUUAACUUCACUGACGCUCAGUUUUUGUGGGCUGGAUUCUAUCCUGUGUCAAGAUCUGUUAUGGGCAGGCACCAGAGAACUGGUUGCAGCUCCCUGGUUCCAUAUCCUGAGCCACCUAAGUACUGCUGUGAUCUGUGCCAGCUAGGAGAUGUCCCAAAAGGAUUGUCUGCCCUCUGAGGACUGCCAAGAGUGCCGUUUGUGUUCCUAACUCAUGUAUAUGUUUAGAAACCAAAGUUCAACUUUCCAGAGUCUUCAUGGGACUCAGAUGGGUAGUAUUCCACAUCACACUACUCUCAGUUUAUUGACUUAAUCAACUGUUUUGUAACUAAUGUUUUGUUGUAGGAAAUGGAGGAAAAAAACCUUCUUUGCUUACAGUCUGAGCAACAAUUGCAAAAAAUCCAGCAGCUGGAAGCAGAACUAAAAACAGCCAGAGACUUCCUGAAGGAGAGCCAGAAUUACGCUGAAGAGAUGAAAAAGAAGACUUUAUCUCAGGAAAUAGAAUUGAAAGAGAAACAAGCUGAGAUUACCCAUCUGCAGCUGUCUGCAGCUGAGUUGGCUUCUUUAAAAAAGGAAAUGAUUAACAUCAAGGCUCAGCAAAAGACACUGAAAGAGCAACUUAAUAUCACACUUCACGAAAAUGAGCAACUGAGCAAGGUAAUAAAAAGAAAGAAUGAAUCAGUAGCACGUUACUUAGUUCAUGACAGGGAAAAAGGAAACUAUUUAAAAUGAU